Molecule: messenger RNA, 1341 nt
Organism: Clonostachys rhizophaga
Lineage: Eukaryota; Fungi; Ascomycota; Sordariomycetes; Hypocreales; Bionectriaceae
Source: the annotation of a GenBank genome assembly
AUGUCCUCCGAUGAGGAACCCAUAUCCGACAAAGCCGACGCGUUUCGAACCGAACCUCGCGCGACCCAAAACAAUGGAGAGCGAAGGGCCGACCUGUCCUCAAAGUCCGAGAACGUUCGCAUUCCAGGCGUGUUGGCGGUGGUAUCAUGGGUCGAUCUGGAUGGCCAAGAGCAAUUUCUUGACACUAGAACAGAAAUCUUAAUCCAGUACUGCACAUCUCCAGUCAAUACACUGUUCAUGCGACUUCAGUUCGAGAUCUCUCAACCUUCGCGCCGUGGUCCCAAGCACCUUUAUGUCUUUCUUCGCCCUCACCACAUACAGUCGCUGGCUGUAAUGGGUGAGCAAGACGACCCUUCGAGUACAACAAUUUUUGUGAAGAAAGCGUGUGGUUCGGAUGACGUACAUUUUUUGUCCGUAACCACGCACGAGCCAGGUGCCUUGGUGAUCCCAAAAGAUUUCAACCCUGGUGCUUUCAGUCCCGAUGCACAACAGGUUGUUUCUCUGAUGGAGUCGCUGAAGGCUGGAUUCCUAUCACGCAAGUCCUUCAACCUUCGCUUCCCACACCAUUGUAUCCCCGAAGGCCCCUUGCUAGAGCUUUGCCAAGCUGCUUCGACUCCAGGCAUACUGAAGUCAGAUGCACGAUUAGAUGAUCUGAAUAGUCUCUAUGGAGGGAGAGGGGGUCAAGCUAUAGCACUCGAUUUCCAAGUUGCCACGCUUGACGUUGACUCUCCCCCAUCAUACGACGCAACUCGUGCCAAUGCUUCGGCUGAAUCACUCUUAUUGGACAAAGCGAGACCGCGUAACAAGAAACGGCGGCGAGAAACCCCUUCGGCCAGCAGCCCUUCUGUUCCAGCAGACCCAGACGUGACCCCCGCAACUUUUAAACUGUUUACAGACCAUAUUGACAGUUUCAUUGAUGCUCGUAUUGAUCAACGUAUCAAGUCAUACACUGACGACGCCAUUGAUGCACGGAUAAACAAUAAACUUGUGUCCCAUAUUGACAAAAUCAUUGACGAACGAGUUGGCACCCGCAUUGAUGCCGCCGUCGAGAAGUUCCUUGCGCCCAUAGAGUCAAGGCUCACUACAAUCCAGAGAUCUAUUGAGAGCUCAAAGACGGAGUUUGAAGAUUCACGGUAUGAAUUUGAGCGAGACAUCAAGGAUCUACGCGAAGAGACUGAGGAUGUCUUGACGACAAGAUUUGAUCAAGAAAUUUCCGAAGCGAAAGAAGAUAUACACGACUAUGCUAGAGCUCAAAUAGAGGAUGCGAAGAAGGAUAUUAUCAAGCGCCUUCGCGAGGAACCACUGAAAUGUGUGGUUAACAUGGAAUUUGACACCAUUUGA